AUGUCACAACAACUUCUGGAUACUUUCAAAAGAACCUUCAUGAGGCGGAAAGUAAAAGAACCACAGCAAGCAUCCCGCCUGACUCCGAAUCUAUCAACCCUGGAGGGGAAAUCGCCUGCAGGGACCCUACUCUACCACAAUUCGGUUGGACCGAAACGGAGUAAAUGUGGUGCACGGGACGUAACGCAGGACCAUCUAGAAUUUGAGGCAAAGGAACAAGGUCAAUGUAAAGAUUUGUUUGAGAAGGUGGAGUGGCGUUUAGCUAACAUUUCCAUACACACAAACAACGAAUCCACUGUCACCCCACUUUGCGUUAAUGCACGUCUGUGUAUCCAGGAAAAGAAAAUUCAGUUUGAGAUUUCGGCGGGAUUGACAAUGAAUGGUAGUUCCACGAUGAUGACAGAACCUCAACAUUUUUGCUCCAUUAUGUUCGCACGAAAAUCAGUGGAAAAAUUGGACAGGGGUAUGCAAACCUACGGUCCAACCGGAGCCUCGAUCACGGUGGCGAUGGAAGUGACCCGAAACAACCCUCAAGUCAGAAUCGGAGUUGAAGGUGGUUAUCUGGGAAAUCUGGUCAACUUUUCAUUUCUGUACCCCCAACGAGGGACC
This is a messenger RNA of Opisthorchis viverrini, 609 nucleotides long. RefSeq lists its product as hypothetical. Lineage: Eukaryota; Metazoa; Platyhelminthes; Trematoda; Opisthorchiida; Opisthorchiidae. The record is from RefSeq and is a predicted model, not a curated record. The annotation marks the transcript as partial. The transcript has 6 exons.